Phyllostomus discolor (pale spear-nosed bat) is the source of this 3264-nucleotide messenger RNA. It is a transcript of the gene SLC5A6, whose product is annotated as solute carrier family 5 member 6. Gene Ontology annotation, biological process: pantothenate transmembrane transport; sodium ion transport; biotin transport. Bases 567 to 2483 code for a protein of 638 amino acids. The record is from RefSeq and is a predicted model, not a curated record. Gene Ontology annotation, cellular component: membrane. Lineage: Eukaryota; Metazoa; Chordata; Mammalia; Chiroptera; Phyllostomidae. The transcript has 17 exons. Gene Ontology annotation, molecular function: sodium-dependent multivitamin transmembrane transporter activity.
GGCGCGAGCCAGUAGGCCGGGGGUGGGGAUGUUGGGUGCUGGGGUUGCUGUUGCUCGCGGGGGGCAGCUCUAUGCUCCGUGCGGCCCAGUCCUCGUCGGAGAAAACUGGCAGACCCGUCUCUUUCUUCCUCUUUAGCGAAGGCCUGCCAGCCGCCGCUCUUUCAGCCCUGCGUCCCUCGCGUCGGACGCCGAGGUCGCGUCUCCGCAGCCUCUCCGGGCUGCUCCUGCAGCCCUCAGUAUAAACAUGGCGGGGCGGGCAGGGGGCGGGACCCUGCUGUCACUCGGCCGGCGUGCUGUGGGCCGGGCUCUCCGGCGGCGGCCGUACCCAAACGUGGAGACUUGGCAGAGAAGCGGAGCCACGCUGAUCUCAGAAAGAACGACGGGACCUUCUUAGCCCUGCCAGAGCCACGGAGGUCACCCUGGACAGUGUCACUUGGUGGAGGAGAAGGACUGUGAAAACUUGGUUGAGAGCCAGGUAGUAGCCACUUGCCUGCCAUUGCCGAGCCAAGUGGCAGCCCAGAACCCAGGAGCAGCAAGUGGCUACAGGUCCUAGACACAGAGAGGACAUGAAUGUGGGGGUGACCUCCCCCACGCCCCUCCCCACAGCCACAGACCCAAGCAUGGUAAAACCUGCCUUCUCCCUUGUGGACUACGUGGUCUUCAUCCUGCUGCUGGUUCUCUCCCUCGCCAUUGGGCUCUACCAUGCCUGUCGUGGCUGGGGCCGGCACACCAUCGGGCAGCUGCAGAUGGCCAACCGCAAAAUGGGCUGCCUUCCCGUGGCGCUGUCCCUGCUGGCCACCUUCCAGUCGGCCGUGGCCAUCCUGGGCGUGCCGUCUGAGAUCUACCACUACGGGACCCAGUACUGGUUCCUGGGCUGCUCGUAUGUCCUGGGGCUGCUGAUCCCCGCACACAUCUUCAUCCCCGUCUUCUACCGCCUGCACCUCACCAGUGCCUAUGAGUACCUGGAGCUCCGAUUCAAUAAAACUGUGCGAGUGUGUGGGACCUUGACCUUCAUCUUCCAGAUGGUGAUCUACAUGGGGGUGGUGCUCUACGCGCCGUCGCUGGCCCUCAAUGCAGUGACCGGCUUUGAUCUGUGGCUCUCAGUGCUGACCCUGGGCAUCGUCUGUACCGUCUACACUGCCCUGGGUGGGCUGAAAGCAGUCAUCUGGACAGAUGUGUUCCAGACACUGGUCAUGUUCCUAGGGCAGCUGGCGGUCAUCGUCGUGGGGUCGGCCAGGGUGGGCGGCUUGGGGCACGUGUGGGAUUUGGCUUCCCAGCGCGGCCUCAUCUCUGGGAUCAACCUAGACCCAGACCCUUUUGUGCGGCAUACUUUCUGGACCUUGGCCUUCGGAGGUGUCUUCAUAAUGCUGUCCUUGUACGGGGUGAACCAGGCUCAGGUGCAGCGCUACCUCAGCUCCCGCACGGAGAAGGCCGCUGUGCUCUCCUGCUAUGCGGUCUUCCCCUGCCAGCAGGUGGCCCUCUGCAUGGGCUGCCUCAUUGGCCUGGUCAUGUACGCCUACUACCAGGAGCAUCCCAUGAGCACGCAGCAAAGUCAGGCAGCCCCCGACCAGUUUGUCCUGUAUUUUGUGAUGGAUCUCCUGAAGGACUGGUCAGGCCUGCCCGGACUCUUCGUUGCCUGCCUCUUCAGCGGCUCCCUCAGCACCAUAUCCUCCGCUUUUAAUUCCCUGGCCACCGUUACGAUGGAAGACCUGAUUCGACCCUGGUUCCCGCAGUUCUCAGAAGUCCAGGCCACCAUGCUUUCCAGAAUCCUUGCCUUUAGCUACGGGCUGCUUUGCCUGGGAAUGGCCUAUAUUUCCUCCCAGAUGGGACCAGUGCUGCAGGCGGCCAUCAGCAUCUUCGGCAUGGUGGGGGGGCCGCUGCUGGGACUCUUCUGCCUCGGGAUGUUCUUUCCUUGCGCCAACCCUCCUGGUGCCAUUGUGGGCCUGCUGGCUGGCCUCAUCAUGGCUUUCUGGAUCGGCAUUGGGAGCAUAGUGACCAGAAUGGGCUCCGGCAUGGCAUCCUCACCCUUGAAUGGGUCCAGCUUGUCCCCGUCCGGCAACCUGUCCACUAUCACCAUGACCACGCUGAUGCCCUCAACCACCCCCUCUAGGCCCACGGGGCUGCAGCAGCUCUACUCCCUGUCGUAUUUGUGGUACAGCGCUCACAACUCCACCACGGUCAUUGUGGUGGGCCUGGUUGUCAGCCUCCUCACUGGGGGAAUGCGGGGCCGGACCCCGGACCCUCGGACCAUCUACCCAGUGCUGCCAAGACUCCGUGCUCUCCUGCCUGUGUCCUGUCGGAAGCGACUUCACUACAAAAGCUACAGCCAGGGCCCCUCUGUGAACACCGCGGGGUCCCCGGAGAAGAUGAGCAACGGGAUGCUGAAGGGCUGCGGUGACAAGGAGGCUGUGGCCGUGCCUGAGGAAGGCCCAGUCUGCCAGGGCAGCAGCCCCACCUUCACCCUCCAGGAGACCUCACUGUGACCUGGACUCGAGAACCAGCCCUAGUCUCCCCUGUGGUACAGGGAGGGACUAGUUGGUGUGUUCUGCAGGGACUGGAUGACCUAGCUUGCACCAAAGGACCUUGUGCUUAGGGGUCUGUGCUGCGGUGGCAGCCUCCAGGGCAUGGGAGGUAUGAGGACAGGACAGGACUUUGCCAGGAAAGAGGAUAGCAGGGAAAAUGAUAAUGGCUUCUGGGAAUCCCCUGGGAAAAUGGUAAUGGCCUCUGAUCAAACUCCACCAAGCUCUCUGAAGUGGAUGGGAACCGCAGUGCAGGUUCCAGCUGCCGUGGGGCCUGAUCUGACAACAGUGACCACCUCUACCGUAAACUAGCUGUUGCUUCCCUCCCAGUCUCACCUAAGUACAGAUUCUGUCUGCCACUAAGGGCCUCUGUGACCCUUAUGUUCAGGUUGUCUGUGACACCCAGACCCCCUCACUCUUACCUGUCUACCUCCAUUUUUGAGAGGGAGGUUUUGGUGUUCCUGGGAGGCCUUUUGGGAUAGACAGAUACAUUCGUCUCCUUUGUGUCGAGUAGGGGAAGCUUUCCACCUCACUGCCCCGCCCCACCUCUGCUGGGCACUUGGGGAUGGGGCAGAUGUUGAUCCAAGAAACCAGGCAUGACCAGGUACACUGUGGAAUGUCCAUCCUGACCUCUGAGCCACACUGCCCUAGUAUCAUUUUGUCAUCUGUGCUCCUGUUAACGUUUGGAGUUUCUCCCCCAAGUACCUUUGUUCCUAGGGAAUAAAAACUAACAUCGGAACUGGAA